CUCUCUUAAAACAAAAAAUUAUCACAACAACAACAACACCAACACCAACAAAGAAGGAAUACAAUAUCUCUCCUCAAAAAUUCUUUCAUUCUUCAAUUCAACUGCUGACUCAAAACCUUCUUGAUCUUCAUUGAAUCAAAAUCUCUUAGGGGAUUAAUUCAAAACUAAGAUCUCUCUCGCAAUACUUAAUUAGCUUGUUAAUUAAGUGUAAUUUAAUCAUGUCAACGUGAUUAGAGAUAUAUGUCAAACUGGGUCAGCUAAAUAAUUUUUAAUGGAGGUGGAAAGAAUGCUACAAUUGUUAUUUUUGAAGCAUAAAGGCCAAAAUUCACGUGUCUCCCUCGUGGGUGGAAAUCAUACCGCUUCCAGGUUUUGUACUCGUUAGCAAUCGUUCUCCCAUCGUUGAUCAGCAAGCUCCAACACCCGUCAACCCCCCACCAUUGUCGCGCUUUCGUGCUUAAAACACCCAUACAUAUAUACAUACCGAAAACAAACUAACAAAAAGAACAUGAACAUGGAGUUACCUUACGUGUACGACAAGCACGAAAAUGUACAUCUAUUACAUGGAAACUCUUCUAGGUUAUUUGUCAUAAUACGAGACUCAGAAUCAAGAGCACUCUUGAAAAUCCUAGCUCAAGCCUUAUUACUUGCCCUCUUAAUCAUGGUAUUAGCUGGAGUUUGUGGAGAAGCCAAUUCUAAAGAGAACAACAACAUUAAGUUGAUCAACCCUAAGGAAAACGACAACGACAACGAGAACAACUUGGUUUUUCAAGAUCUAGUUAAUGAAGGAUUAUGGACAACGAAGGACAAAUCCGUCUUUGUUAGUGACAUCAGAGAACAAUUGGUUCAGGCGUUUACCCUAAUAAUUUCACCAUCCAUUGACAAAGAUAAAAAACACAGUUCAAUACAGAACGAGACAUUCGAUUUCUCUUUCACUGAUAGCUUUCGAGAAGCAAGUUUCCCAGACCGAACCCUAAAGAUAAACGGUGUCAUUGUUGUAAAACUGAGUCGUGACUCGUUCGAGGUACCGUCGAAUUACAAGAUUGUCUAUUUUAGGAAAUUCUCGAAUUCUUCCACAUUUAUUGCAUUGAGGAAGAUGGCCGCGGCAAAUAUUAAUAAUACCUCACGAUCACGAUCAGGCACCAUAGGCGAUUCUUGGGGUGUGCGAGGAAGGAAGUUAUUACAGUUCUUAUCAGAGGAAAAGAAGGCAUUGUUAGGCCACCUAGAGGACGUCCUCCUAGAACCACCGCGCUCGGCCACCGGAAAAUCAAAAACAUACCUAAGAAAAACCAAGUUCCUCCCUGACCUCUUAAACGACUCCCUAGAAGGCUACUCCAGAAGAGUCUACAUCGACGUGGGCGGGCGUGGUCACGGGUCAACCCGGUGGUUCGAACAAAACUACCCGACCCGAAACAAGGAUUUCGACAUGUAUAGGAUCGAGACGGUGCCGGAAACGGAGGUGGAUUCCGACGACGCGUGGGAGGGGCCGCCGACACAGAUGGGGAUUUCCGACUGGUUGUGGCGGAAUGUCAAGGCGGAGGAGUAUGUGGUGAUGAAAGCCGACGCCGAAGUGGUGGAGGAGAUGUUGAAAAGUAAAGCUAUUGCACUUGUGGAUGAGUUGUUUUUGGAGUGUAAGCCGAUUGGGAAAGGUGGGAAUAGUAAAAGGGCAUAUUGGGAAUGUUUGGCUUUGUAUGGAAGGUUGAGGGAUUUUGGUGUUGCUGUUCAUCAAUGGUGGGGAUGAUAAUAAUUAAUAAUUUGAUUAAUUAAUUAAUUAAUUAAUUAAGUUGGUUGAUUGUAAUUAGACAACAAUGUUAUACAUGUAUAUUCAAUUUUUAUCAAUAUUUGUAAUUUAUUUAUUCAAUUCUUUAACCAUUUUUGCGAGUUUAUGUACCCAA
Spinacia oleracea (spinach) is the source of this 1892-nucleotide messenger RNA. RefSeq lists its product as uncharacterized. The transcript is spliced from 3 exons. The record is from RefSeq and is a predicted model, not a curated record. Lineage: Eukaryota; Viridiplantae; Streptophyta; Magnoliopsida; Caryophyllales; Amaranthaceae. The coding region runs from base 506 to 1738 and encodes 410 amino acids.